GUUGUGUAUUUACGAAAUGCAACAAUAGUUUAUUAGUUAUUGAAUCCUUUCUCUUUGAGCAAGUCCAAACAUAAUGUCCAAAUCAAAAUUUAUAUUCCUAUAUUAAAAAAUAAUUUUUUUUUAUCUGCUAGCAUAUUACAAUUUUUUUUUUUUUAUGUAAUUUAACUAGUUUAUACACACUUCUUUACAUGUUCAACAAGUUUAUGCUUAGAGGAAACUCUUACCUUCGAAAACUUUAGCACCAUAAUAAAUAUUCUAAUAAAAUAAAGGUAAUUGUUUGAUGAUAUAGAAGCAAUUAUCCAAUUUUAGUUUCAAUGUGAUUGAUUCUAGCCAGAAAGGAACUAAAUUAACUUUUGAAACAUUAAAAUUUUGCAAUAAUACGAAUUAAUAUUUGGGCAAAACGUGAAAUUUCAUUAAUACUUGUACUUUUCCUGAUAUAUAUUAAUCAUAAUGAAUGUGGCUUCUUUUUGCAAAAGUCAAUGAAUUGAUUUGGUACAUAUAUAUAUUUAUUAUGAAUUAAAGUUCCUCGUCUACGCCUUUUUCUUACUUAUUGCAAUUUAAAAUUACUACCAUAUCAAAUCUGUACGUCUCUGAGAUCUGCAAUUCUUCAAGUUACAACUGUAAAGUUUGAGUUUUUGAGUAAGGAGAAGACAGCCUAGUCAUGGAAAUUGUAGCAAAAUUGCAGAAACAGUUUAUGGAGUUCAUUUCAGCUUUGUACCGUGAGGGAUUCUUGGAUGAUCAGUUUCUUCAGCUACAGAAACUGCAAGAUGAGAGCAACCCAGAUUUUGUUUUUGAAGUAGUCUCACUUUUCUUUGAAGAUUCAGAAAAGCUAGUCAACAAUCUGGCAGCAGCUCUUCAACAACAGGUUGUGGAUUUUAAGCAAGUUGAUUCCCAUGUCCACCAGUUCAAGGGUAGCAGUUCUAGCAUAGGUGCACAAAGAGUAAAGAAUGCUUGUAUUGCUUUCAAAAACUUCUGUGAAGAGAAGAACAUGGAAGGAUGUGUGCAACGUCUGCAACAAGUGAAACAUGAAUACUUUCUUGUGAAGAGCAAACUUGAGACCUUGUUAAGGCUGGAGCAGCAAAUCCUGGCGGCUGGUGGUAGGAUUCCUGACCUGUCAUAGGUGCUAAUGAUUUGAACACCACUUACCUGAGACAAAGAUAGUAGAGACAAAAGUUGGCAUUACUAUGAGUUUCAAGAUUUCGUGACCUACUUCGAUUGCUUAUUCUAAUGUUGUAGAUGCAAAGGAUUUCCAUGUGAAUAACAGAUCUCCUACAUCAGAAUUCCUUUCACCUUUUAGUUGUUGAGCUUUUUUUCUCUUCAUGGUCAUCUCCCGUCAUCUGUUAAAUGCUUCAUUGCUUCAGACAUUAUUAAGUGCUAGAACUUCAGGCGUUCGUUCACCUUGUUAUAUUGUACAUGACAAUGUUGAUGCAUGUGGUAGCAUUUGUUUGACUGAUCUGUAUGUUGUUCAAUAAAUCAGCUUUUUAUAUAA
Capsicum annuum is the source of this 1489-nucleotide messenger RNA. RefSeq names its product histidine-containing phosphotransfer protein 1. Gene Ontology annotation, biological process: phosphorylation; phosphorelay signal transduction system; cytokinin-activated signaling pathway. Lineage: Eukaryota; Viridiplantae; Streptophyta; Magnoliopsida; Solanales; Solanaceae. The transcript has 6 exons. Gene Ontology annotation, molecular function: histidine phosphotransfer kinase activity; protein histidine kinase binding. Bases 662 to 1120 code for a protein of 152 amino acids. The record is from RefSeq and is a predicted model, not a curated record. Gene Ontology annotation, cellular component: cytoplasm; nucleus.